Messenger RNA from Aureococcus anophagefferens, 2289 nucleotides. RefSeq lists its product as hypothetical. The transcript has a single exon. The coding region runs from base 1 to 2289 and encodes 762 amino acids. The record is from RefSeq and is a predicted model, not a curated record. Gene Ontology annotation, biological process: potassium ion transport. Lineage: Eukaryota; Pelagophyceae; Pelagomonadales; Pelagomonadaceae.
AUGGGCCAGGAGCUCGCGGCGCGGGCGUGCCUGGAACCCGGUGACGAGAGCCUCGAGGUCGCGGCCCCGGACGGCGGCGGCGAGGCCGUCGCGUCCUGCGGCGGCGGCGACGACAACGAGGGCGGCGACGACGGCGGCGGCGACGACGACGACGAGGAGACGUUCACGCCCGCGCGGCUCGGCGCGCUCGCGCUGGCCAUCGUCGCCCUGGCCUUCGCGGCCUACUGCUACGCGUUCCUCGACGACCUGCCGCCCUGGCUCCAGCGGUGCAUCCUGGCCGGCGACGACGCGGGGCACCCCCUGUCGAAGCGCGUCGCCUACGAGCUCGACUGCUGGUUCAGCAGCAACCCCUACUCGAAGGUGCUCGCGCUGCUCUACGUGUCCAUCGCCCUCGUGCUCGUCGGCGGCGGGCUGCUCUACGGCGUGUCGGCGACGGGCUUCGGCGACGCGGUGUGGGAGACCUUGGCGGGCGUCGGCAUCGACUGGACCUUCGCGUCGGACGCGGAGAAGCCCUUCUCCUCCGCGUCGGGCCUCCUGACGCGCCUCGUGGCCAUCGCGUCGUCCCUGGGCGGCAUGUUCAUCACGGCCCUGCUCCUGGGCAUCGUCUCCGACGCCGUCGGCGACUACGUCGACGACCUCCGCAAGGGCAAGUCGGACGUGCUCGAGCACGGCCACACGCUCAUUUUAGGCUGGAACGACAAGGUCCUGGCCGUCGUCGAGCAGAUCUCGAACGCCAACGAGUCCGAGGGCGGCGGCGUCGUCGUCAUCCUCUGCGAGAAGGACAAAGAAGAACAAGAGGCGGAGAUCGACGACUUCGACUACGACGACGCGGGGACGACGGUCAUCUGCCGCCAGGGCAACCCGCUGCUCGUGGGCGACCUGCGCAAGGUCAACGCGGGCGGCGCGCGGUCGACGAUCGUCCUGGCCGACGAAGCGGGCACGCCGGACCAGGCGGACGCGCGGAGUUUGAGGAUCGUGCUGUCGCUCGUCGGGCUGCGCGAGGCCGCGAACGGCGGUUUGGGCGGCCACGUCGUCGUCGAGAUGCAGGACGUGGACAACGAGCCGCUGGUGCGCAUGGUCGGCGGCGAGUCCGUGGAGACCGUCGUCGCGCACGACGUCAUCGGGCGCCUCAUGAUCCAGUGCGCGCGGCAGCCGGGGCUCGCGGAGGUCUGGGGGUCCAUGCUCGGCUUCGAGGGCUGCGAAUUCUACGUCAAGGCGUGGCCCGAGCUCGUGGGCGCCACCUUCGACGAGUGCUGCGUGCGCUUCCCCGACGCCGUGCCGCUGGGCAUCUUCCGGAACGGCGACGUGUUACUGAACCCGGGCCGGUCCGCGACGGUCGAGGCCGGCGACGGCCUCGUCGUCCUCGCGGAGGACGACGACUCCUACGAGGCGGCGCCGGCGGCGGCGCUGCGGUCGAGCCUGAGCGCGCCGCCCGUGGACGGCGACCAGGCGCCGGAGUGCGUCCUGUUCUGCGGCUGGCGCCGCGACCUCGACGACAUCGUCCAGCUGCUCGACGACUUCGUCGUGCCGGGCAGCGAGCUCUACCUCUUCAACCAGGUGCCCGUGGACGAGCAGCGGGACCGGCUCCUCGAGGCGCGGGCCCAGCGGAAGCGGCCGCCGGAGCUGCGGAACCUGGCGGUGCACCACUCGUGCGGCAAUCUGUGCAGCCGCCGGGACCUGGAGCGGCUGCCCAUGGGCGAGUUCACGUCCUGCAUCAUCCUCGCGAACGAGACCGUCGAGGAGACGUCGACGGACCGCGACUCCCAGGCCCUGGCGACGCUGCUGCUCCUGCGGGACAUCCAGACGCAGCGGCUCAAGGACGCGCCGCGGCCGCCGAGCCCGUCGUCCGCGGCGCGCCACAACUCCUGCGUCUGGGCCGAGGAGAUCAAGGCGACCUGCAAGUGCGUCGUGCUCAGCGAAAUCCUCGACUCGCGGACGCAGCACCUCAUCUCGGACGCGGGCAUCUCCGACUACGUGCUCUCGAACGAGCUCGUCAGCAUGACGCUCGCGAUGGUCGCGGAGGACCGCACGGUGAACCUCAUCGUCAAGCACCUCUUCGAGGAGGAGGGGUCCGAGCUCUACAUCCGCAACAUCGCCGACUACGUCGAGCCGGGCGACGACCCGUCCUUCUUCGACGUCAUGGCCUUGGCGCGGCGCAAGGACCCGCCGGAGAUCGCCGUGGGCUACCGCGCCGCGGGCGAGGACCACGCCGUGCUCAACCCGCCGGACAAGCACGAGCCCCGCCAGUGGCACCCGGACGACCGCCUCGUCGUGCUCGCGGAGGACUGA